AUGCUCAGCAGCGCCUUCCACCGUUUCUUCGGGCGGUCGUCGAGCGUCCCUCCCUCGAUUCCGUCUCCGGGGGGUGACACAAGCCCCAGCGGCGUUGUCAUCCCAGUCCUGGAUGUGCCAGAGAUCGACGAAGCUCCAGCCUUCGAUGCCUCCCUCAUCCCUGCUCCGCCCAGCACCUCAAGCAGCGUCAGCAGCGAAGGAUCGAACGCGACGCACUUCGGCAGCCUCGGUAGAUCCGCCAGCGACGUCCGAAUGGAUACCAUCGAGCAGCAGAUGGUCGACGACCAUGCGGCAGUUGGCGGGCGCGGCGACGGGCGCGAUGACGGGGACGUCGAAGCGGGUGAGGGUUUGGAAAGGCGCGUCCCGGGACACGGCGCCACACCUGCGGGUCAUACAGCCGUACGAGCGAGCGGUCGUGGACUCUCUGCGGCGUGGGCGAGGAGCGUCGCGUCAGCGCGUGAGAUCGGGCAGAACAUCAAGCGCUGGGGGUGCGAGAAAGGUCCAGCACUCUUCGUCCGCGCCGUUUACUGUUGGGUGGCCGUCCUGAGCCUGGGCUGGUCCGUCGGGCGGUACAUCCUCCACUGGCAGAAAGCCUCGCUCGACAGCCUCACUUGCCCGCAACUUGUCGCCAAGGCACACUUCUGGUGGCUGUUCUGGCUCGGGAAGCCUGAGCACAACGAGGCGUACGACUGCGCGAAUAUUUACGGCAUCGGGAUACUCGGGAAUCUGGCGAUGGCUAUCGCUCUUGCUGGCGCUGUGCUGCGAGGCGUCGACGGGACUAUCGCCGUCUUCGUCAAUCGGGCAUCCAACAACCCUGUCACACGUACGGAGAAAGAGUUCUUCGCCACCGUCGUCGUCCUGAACGCCAUAGCCAAUCUCUGCGCCUUCUUCGUUCCCGCCUUCAGCGGAAACCCGCUCUUGACCAUCACGGUCGUAUGUCCCCUCCAGAUAGUCUUCAUCAUUCUCGCCUACUUGACCUUCACUGUCGCCCAUCGUCGCCGCCUAUUCGACCCGCCCGUCGGCUUUGACGUCCUCCUCUUCCUCCUCGUCCAAUCUCUCCUCGCCAGCAAUCUCUGCCUCGCCGCACCCUUCGUCCCCUUUGUCCCGCGCUCGUGA
Rhodotorula toruloides NP11 is the source of this 1116-nucleotide messenger RNA. RefSeq lists its product as uncharacterized. The record is from RefSeq and is a predicted model, not a curated record. NCBI's taxonomy places the organism in Eukaryota, Fungi, Basidiomycota, Microbotryomycetes, Sporidiobolales, Sporidiobolaceae. The transcript has 4 exons. The coding region runs from base 1 to 1116 and encodes 371 amino acids.